Molecule: messenger RNA, 2079 nt
Organism: Capronia epimyces CBS 606.96
Lineage: Eukaryota; Fungi; Ascomycota; Eurotiomycetes; Chaetothyriales; Herpotrichiellaceae
Exons: 2
Coding region: 1-2079 (692 amino acids)
Biological process (GO): intra-Golgi vesicle-mediated transport
Cellular component (GO): COG complex; Golgi apparatus
Source: RefSeq, a predicted model, not a curated record
AUGGAUCCCGGAGCCACAAUCACAACAUGGCAGCAGGCCUUUGAAGAAUAUCGCAUCCCCGUAACGCGGGCUAUUGAGAAACAAUUGCGUGCAAGCGCGGCACGCGACAGAGAAAAACUACGCGCUCUAGUUGGUGGGAGCUAUCGCGAUCUACUAGCCACUGCGGAAGCAAUAGUGGGUUUGGAAACAACAUCAAAGGCCGCAGAAGAACACCUAGCAUCCAUCAGUCUUAAUUGUCGGCCGCCGAACCAAGAUGUAUCUGCUCGACCGCCUGCUCCUGAGAAGGUCGCAUUGGCCCAAGUACGACUGUUACAGCAAUGUUGCAUCACGUCAGCUACGGCUUUGCGGGCUCAAAAUAUCCUGCAAUGUGCCCAACUGAUUGUGGUUUCUAGCUUGCUACUGAAAUCCCUAGGUGGCCAGCAAGGACUGAUCCAGAGCCUAGAAUUCUUGAGAGACAAGAUCGGCCUACUACGGCGACAGCUGCUUCGGCAGGUGGAUGCUAAACUGGUGAAUCCUGUAUCCAACCGCUCAGGCCUUCUCAACUCGCUGUGCUCUUAUUGCUUGGUCACUAGUGUCUCUUCUGAGGACGCCCUUGCCCAUCUCCGCCAGCUCAGGCUAGAUAAGCUCCGACGACAGUUGACAAAGUCCGGGAAUCGAGACACCAUCUCCAACGCUCUUCAGUAUCAAAUCAUAUCUCUACAGGCCUUCAAAUCUUUAACCGGACGCCCCAUUGUCGAAGCGAUGAACGGUCUCCAAAGAAGGCCAAUUCUGGCCGACCCGACGAUCAGAGAACUCGAGACUUUAGAUCUUGACAGGACUUGGCCACUACUUCCUACCGAGAUCCAGACCUUUGUCCCUUAUUUCAAGCGUAGCACGUCAACCUCGGAAGAGAUAGAAUCUAAACUUGAGGCAUGGUCGCUGGAAGUAUCUCGAGUUUUGUCCACCAGCUUGGACCGUCAUCUUGCAGGCAUGAAUGAUAUUACAACGGUCCUAGAGCUCAGAAAGGAACUAUACGCGACCUUACUGCCUUCCUACUUUUCCACCCCGGCUAGCGCAAACAUUACAGAGCAUAUUAGACAGUCUCUCAACCAAAGACUGAACACAAUUUGUCAGGAACAGGGUUCGCGGUUGACCGAGAUCACGAGACUGUUGUCAGAUGGAACCCACACAAGACAGUCGACCAAGUCCUUGUGGGAUGCUGAACUAGUGCAAACAAGCUUGAGCCAUGGUGGUUCCAGAUUCACCAAGCAAGUGAAGAAUCGCCAUGCCGGCCUCAAUGGAGUGUUGUCCAAAGGUGCCAAAUUAUUGGAUGCUUGGCUACUGUCUGUCAAUGAUACGCAGAAUCAGAUUGACGAACUGGUCAAGAUUCGUUGGCGAGACAUCGUGGAAGAGCCUGAAGAAGAACAAGAAGACGACGCUUCAGAGCUCAUCAGAGCGCUUUCGGAGAAGGACAAGGAGAUUUACAGCAACAGUCUGCAAGAAUCGCUACGCAAGUCGUUGGCAGACUACCAGAAGAGCAUGGUCGAGGCUACAUCGUAUAUCACCGAUACUACCCCUAGUGUUGCUAGCGCGGUGAUGCUACUACGCUCGAUACGAACAUCAACGGUGGCAUUGCAACGCGCCUUUCUAGACGAUUCACGAUUUGAAAGCCUGGACACUCUGGUGACAAAGUUGCACGAAGUCGUCGCACAUGAGGUCACCCGUCGACUGUCUCAAUCCAUGGAAGAGGGCACAAGACCCCAAAAACUAGGCAAGACCACGUUGCCAAAUGACAUGCCCUCGCCGACCGCUUUUUCGACGUUAAGAAAGCUAUGCAAGAUCAUGCUUGAGAUUGGUGGGACCGACCUGUGGUCUCCUCCUGCGGUCAGUAUGGUGAAAAAAGCCGUCUACCAUCGGAUCUUUGGUACAGCGAACGUAUCUUCUUAUACCUCCAGCGGGUUUGACCAAGCCUACCUCCGCGCUGCACUUGGCCCCGACCCGCGGCAAAACUUGUCAAAAGAGUCGGACUCCGAAGCAGAUGUUCCGGCAGCGGCCGAGUACUGGACAAGAACAAAGCUGCUGUUUGGUGUGAUUGCCUAG